AUGCUUGAUUUAGACAAUAUUUUAUAUGAAAAAUUAGUAGUUUUAAUGAUUUAUUUAACAUUUAUUAUAAUUCAAUCUUCGUCCGAUAUGGAGUUUUUACCAACACGUAUUGAACGUGAUACGUAUGAUGAACGAGAAAAACUUGUAUCAACUUAUAAAAUAAUAUCUAAAAGUCAAUGUUUAUUACAAAUGCGUUCAUUUGAUGGUUAUAUUCAUGCUAAACAUAUUACUAAUCUUCAUGAUACAAAAGAAACUAUUGAUGGCAUUUUUUUAUUUCUUCCUGUUGCUGUGAAUCUAUUUUUAAUUCAACAUAAAGAAAGUAAACGUUAUUUAUGUGGUCGAAAUAAUCAAUUAUUUGGUCUUAUUAAAGCAAAUGAACGUGAAUGUUUAUUUGAAGCAAAACGUUCUGAUGUUGAUUUUGGUUAUUGGGAUUCUUAUCGUUUAUUUUAUGAAAAUUCUAAUCAAGGUUAUCUAUCUAUUUCAUAUGAAUGUCAUACAAGAUUACGAAAAAAAUAUUCCAAUGAUAAAUAUUUAAAUUUCCUUGCUUUUAUUCGUAUUAAUACAGAUAUAACAAAUUCAUAUCAAAAUCAAACAUAUUUUAAAUCAUUAAAUCAUUAUAAUAAUUAUCGACAAAAAUUUAUAAAAUCUUAUACAUAUCAUAUGAAUAGAUUUAAAAGAACUCGUUAA
Messenger RNA from Adineta steineri, 687 nucleotides. Lineage: Eukaryota; Metazoa; Rotifera; Eurotatoria; Adinetida; Adinetidae. The record is from the annotation of a GenBank genome assembly.